Messenger RNA from Salarias fasciatus (jewelled blenny), 2111 nucleotides. It is a transcript of the gene mrpl35, whose product is annotated as mitochondrial ribosomal protein L35. Gene Ontology annotation, molecular function: structural constituent of ribosome. Lineage: Eukaryota; Metazoa; Chordata; Actinopteri; Blenniiformes; Blenniidae. The transcript is spliced from 4 exons. The record is from RefSeq and is a predicted model, not a curated record. Bases 177 to 671 code for a protein of 164 amino acids. Gene Ontology annotation, biological process: translation. Gene Ontology annotation, cellular component: mitochondrion; ribosome.
ACAGAGACACGCCCAUGUGCAGGGUGCAGGCCAUGCUUCACAAGCAUAGAAAAUGAAGCAAUAUUUGAAAAUAAUUAAAAAAUCAGGAAUGCAUUUUCAUAUUUGAGUUAUACAGAAUAGAAUAACUCCACACGAGCAAGCAGAGGAGACAGAGGAAAAACUGGAACGGACAGAUCAUGUGGAGGGAUUCAAACCCUGGUUCAGGCUCAGAGGGUGCUGAAGAGGCAGGAUGCACCCUGAAGAGGCCAGCAGUCCAUCGCAGGACAAACACAGAGAGACACGUCCACAUUAAUUAUGAGAAACCCUGCAGGGAGAACAUGCAGACAUGGCCUGAGAGGGUGUCGGCGCUGGUUCCCGGCCUGACUCAGCAGCCGUGCAGGACUCUGACGUACUUUAGCCUGAGGAAGGGGAAGAGGAAGUCGGUGAAGUCCGUGCCGGACAGGUUCAUGAGGCUCCACUGCGGCCUCUGGAUCAGACGCAAGGCCGGAUACAAGAAGAAGCUGUGGAAGAAGCUGCCGGAGAGGCGGAAGCGCCUCAGAGAGAUCGUCUUCUGUAACAAGACCCAGAGCAAGCUUCUGGAUAAAAUGACCACGUCCUUCUGGAGGAGGAGGAACUGGUACGUCGACGAUCCGUACCUCAAGUACCACGACCGGGUCAACCUCAAAGUCUGAACAGCGCCGAACAGUUACUCAAUAAAAACCAAACAAACACUCGGUGGAAGGUUUGAUUCAUAUUUAAUGACUGUGAGUCGAUUCACCGACAGAAAAGAAACUGGUGGAACAAUAAAGCGAUGGUCGUAAACCACCACAUCGUCACGUCACUGCCUUUCGUUGAAUAACCACAAUCAAGCUGAAACUGAAGUCAGUGACAUUCUGGCCUGCCAGAAAAAAAAAAAAAAAGAAACAGAAGUGGUGAAAAGACGAGUUUGUUCUGCGUGGAGAAAAGAAAACCCUCAGUGGCUCUUCUGACAGAAUAAGACAAGGUUUGUUCCACUGAUGAGUUACCAGAAAGCAAUAGCAGGAAAAUCACUGUGGGAGCCGAUGUCUCACUGAGACGCAACAUCACAGUCGUACAAUUCCCCAACCUGCCCCUGUUAGGGGAGCAAUGGGACCAGGGGUUGUGUUUAAGCUUUUGUUUUCUUUGAUACACAUUUCAAGUAUAUUUCAGUUUAAGAACUGAAACCUUUUGGUUUAGUCUCCAAACACUAAAGAGCAGCAUGGGGCUGCAGGUUUCAGACUUUUUACAUUAUGAUUUAAAACUUCGCAAGGUAAAGUGAACAUCCAUUCAGGCUCUUGACAAGUUUUGCAGUUAGCCUCAGACUAACACUCUUAUUUAAAUGCAUUGGUUUAGCAUUUUAAGCUUUGAAAAACAGAAAUUACUACAUUUUUACAUGGUUUUCAGUGUACAAAACCAUCAUAGAAAUUAAUUUGUACUGAUAUCAGUAAAUAUCAGCGAUCGGCAUCAGUUGCAGUGAUGAUCAGAAAACCACAGGAGGGGUAAACACCUCUUCAUAAUUGAAGCGUCAGGUUUGCUAACGCUGGUCGAGUUGGAGCUCAGUGAGACAGCAGCUUCACCAGCAGGUCGCCUGAAGAGGCCGACGGCGCCGCACAAACCAAAUCCUCAUACAAAUGAAUAACAAACAUCAUGCAGUGAUGAGUUUAUUCAUCUACGAAUACAAACUGUAACUCAGCAACGUUUGUUUUUUUUUCCUCUGCAUGAAUUUAAACUGAAGGAGAUCAGCUCCAACACUAACACUGAUACUACUAACUCUGAAACACAGAUGAGUUCUUUUUUUUUUCUUCACCGUUUAUCCGUUAAAAGGACAUUUCAUGUGCAUAAUAAGUGUAUUUAUCUACAACAUCAGAGUGAAGGACGUGUAAACAGAACGGUUGUACCUGAGAAGCUCUCGUUUCAAACUUCAACACCACCAUAGAAACACACAGAUGAGGAGAACCGUGAAUCUGACGGGCGCGCUGGAACGCCGGCACAGUGGGAAACAUGGCCAGGGUUCCAACGUACAGGGGAAAGACAAAAAAAAAAAUAAAAUAAAAACAACACGACUGUGCAACUGUCAAGUUUGUAAACCUGCAAACGACCAAAGCAAAAUGUCC